Messenger RNA from Phlebotomus argentipes, 2480 nucleotides. RefSeq names its product chondroitin sulfate synthase 2 (gene Chpf). The record is from RefSeq and is a predicted model, not a curated record. Gene Ontology annotation, molecular function: glucuronosyl-N-acetylgalactosaminyl-proteoglycan 4-beta-N-acetylgalactosaminyltransferase activity. The transcript has 4 exons. The coding region runs from base 120 to 2480 and encodes 786 amino acids. Lineage: Eukaryota; Metazoa; Arthropoda; Insecta; Diptera; Psychodidae. Gene Ontology annotation, cellular component: Golgi cisterna membrane.
CCAUGGAGUCGUGACAUAACCUCAGAAAGAGUGUGUUGGGAAAAUUUAUUUUAAGGGUUUCUGGGUCCUCCAAUGUAUCUCUUCCGUAGAAGUGCGUAAUUGUACAGAAAGGAAUCACGAUGAUACGUUUCAAGCAAUAUCAGUGGAAUAAGCAUCAGUAUUUUGUGUGUGGUCUGGUUUUUGGGAUUCUCUUGAGUCUCUACGUGCCAAACUAUGAUCCCCAGGACGAGGAUCUCUCUUGCUUGGGCAGCAAUGGGGACGGGGAGCACCUGGACGAUAAGUACGGAGAUGACUUUGAGCCACAGCUGAAUUUCGCCCAGAAACCCAUGUCGGCGAAGAAGGCCACGAAGAAUAUCGUGCGUCCGCGUUACUAUUCCUCUGAGCUGGGCAUCCGGGAAAAGGUGUUUAUUGGCGUGAUGUCAGCGCAGAAUGAGAUUGACAGCCUGGCCACAGCCUUCAACAAGACUGUGGCACAUCUCGUGAACAAGAUAAAGUUCUUCAUCAACGCGGACAACGUAAAAUCCAACUUCAAGCUGAAGAACAUUGUGGGCUUCACGGACACUCGGGAGCAUUUGAGGCCUUUUCACAUCUUGAAGUACAUCGCUGAUAACUACCUGGACGACUAUGACUACUUUGUUCUCGUCCCGGACACGAGUUACAUCGAUGCGCGCGUCUUGAGGGACAAACUCUCCCACAUUAGCAUCAGCUUUGAUAUCUAUCUGGGAUCGAAGAUGCGCAUUGAGGACGUUGAGAGCGAAUCUGAUGCCAAUUACUGCGAUCUCGAUGCUGGAAUCGUGCUGAGCAGCAGUGUCAUUCGCAAGAUUCGCUCGAAUUUGGACUGGUGUGUCCGAAAUGCAGCCACUCAAUUGCACAGUCUCAACAUUGGCCGUUGCGUGAAGUACUCAACGAAGAUUGACCAGUGCCAGCCUGCGUGGCAGGGAAUCAACGUCACCAGUUACAGACUCAGUACACAGAAGAUCUACAGAGACUUGCACAUCCUCAGAGAUGAUCCCAAGUUCAAUGAUGCCACUGCCAUCUUUCCCGUCACAAUACCGGAUGACUUCUACCGUCUCCACGUCUACUUUUCCCGGCUGCAUUUGGAGUCUGCAAUUGCGCACUUGGCGAGUCUGGAGAAGGAAACCUCGGAGAUCUCCAAUGGCAGCAUCAGCAAUGACAUCCUGGAGAUUCGCUGGCCACUCGGCGUGCCCCCAUCGAGCACACCAGACACACGACACGAUCUUCUGUCGUGGACAAUGCUGAAUGAGACACACUCAUUCCUCGUGGACUCGGAGACGAAUGUGAAACCACUUUCCGACUUGGAUGCCCUGGAUUUUUCCAAAAUACUCAAUCACACUCUUGAGCGCGUGGCCACGACGUACGGUGGCUUGGAGUUUUUGUCUGUCCACACGGCCUAUCGGCGAUUUGAUCCCGUCCGUGGAAUGGAUUACAAGCUCUUGCUCAAGUUUGCCGAUAAGGCGACACGAAGGGUCACACUGAAGGCCUACGAGGCAAUGAAGCCCCUGGGAAUGGUGGAGAUUAUUCCCUCGCCCUAUGUCACCGAGAGCACGCGAAUUGCUAUUCUACUGCCCACAUUUGAACACCAGAUUGACGAGUCACUGAACUUUGUCGCUCGCUAUGAGAAGAUUUGCAUGGAGAAUCUCGACAACACAUUCCUCAUGCUUGUGUUUAUGUACGGCUCAGAGACGCCAAGCAAGGGUGAUCAGGACGUCUUCAAUCGUUUGAAGACGCGCGCCCUGAAUCUCUCAGAGAAGUUUAAGGGCGACGGAUCGCGAAUUGCCUGGGUUUCCAUUCGAUUGCCAGUGGAAUACACAAGAGUUCACACUGUUGACGAUCUCGCGCUGAGCAGUGUUUACGGACAGGAUGAGAUUCUCAGCUUAGCCGUCACGGAUUUGGCUCUGAGGAAAAUCGGACUAGACAGCCUCGUGAUGGUGGCAUCGAAUUCUAUGACCUUCAAGCCAGACUUCCUCAAUCGCGUGAGAAUGAAUACAAUCCAGGGAUUUCAGAUCUACAGUGCCAUCGGAUUCAUGCUCUAUCCUUGUCGUUGGACAGGACUUUGCAAGGAAUGCCCAACUUGCGAUGUGAGCCAGAGUUUGGGAUACUUCGAUAGGGAGAACUUCGACGUGAUUUCCUUCUACAGUCGAGAUUAUGUUGAAGCGCGAAAGAAGCUUGAGUCUUCUGUGCCCAUCGUAAGGACGGAUCGUGAUAUUCCGCAGCUUCUGGAGCGUCCUGACAAGACAGUGAAUACCAUCGUGGACAUGUUCAUCAAGUCCCAGACACCUGUUCAUCUCUUGCGCGCCGUGGAGCCCAACUUGAAGUUCGGCGGCGCCCUAAUUGAGCACCUGGCCAAAGGUGCGUCUUCGCCACAGUGCGCCUAUCGCGAGAACCUCGAAAGCCACGGCAAGUGCAUUCGCAUGGGAUCGAAGAAGCAACUCGGCGAGUGGCUUGUGCGACAAAAUUGA